AUGGCAAGCGCCGCAGAUGCAGAUGCGAAGGGGAAAUUUGAUUUGUUGGAGGAUAACCGAAUGGACUCUGGUGUUGAAUCGUUCCAAUCUUUAAUGAAAGAUGACCCCUUUACCAAAACAAAUCGGGAUUCGACUUCUGAACCCAGUGAAGCCAGGGACAAAUUGACCAUCACCAGCACAGAGGAGCGGUUGGAUUCUGCUUAUGGCUCAUCGUCACUAAAUGUUGAGAGUUUGAGUGAGAUUAUAGGGGGCUGCAACGUUUCAAAGUCUAAAGAUGACAGCGCAGAGAACACAGAAUGUAGUGAACAUGAAGAAAACCUUCUCACCACCAUCACUGAAGAUGGAGACACGUACGUUUUUUAUUUACAUAUUUUUAAAUAACUCAUAUUUUAAUUUACCCUAUGGCUAUGUUUUUGAAAAAGUAAAACGUGUUCUUGUCAUGACGACGAAGUUUUGGUGAACAAUGUUUCAAGAUACACACGCAUGCGUGGAUGUGUGUGCAAGCCAAGGCAUGGUUAACUUUGUAUUUUAAUUAAUUAAAUUGGGAUCCGCCCACAAUUAUUGUUGGACACAAAUUGACAAAUGUUUCAGUAUAGACACAAAUACGGGCAACAGUAGGCUAAUUUGAGUUUAAUUUGACAGUAUCAAAUGAAUUUAUAUUUGUCAAAUGCGCGGAAUACAACGGGUGUAGACUACCGUGAAAUGUUUGCUUACAAGCCCUUCCUAACGACGCGGAGUUAAAAAUAGGAAUAUAAUUCACAAGAAUGGAGCUAUAUACAGGGAGUACCAGUACCAGAUCACUGUGGAGCUAUAUACAGGGAGUACCAGUACCAGAUCAAUGUGGAGCUAUAUACAGGGAGUACCAGUACCAGAUCAAUGUGGAGCUAUAUACAGGGAGUACCAGUACCAGAUCAAUGUGGAGCUAUAUACAGGGAGUACCAGUACCAGAUCAAUGUGCAGGAAUACGAGUUAUUUGAGGUAGAGAUGUACAUAAACGCAGGGUAAAGUGACUAGGCAUCAGAAUAGAUAAUAAUAAGAGUAAGAAUAAAGAACAGAGUCGCAGCAGUGGUGUCCUUAAUAUCUUUAUCCAAAAUAUGACUUUUACCAGUCUAAAAUACAUAGCAUAGGCUAUAUUGAGUACCAAUUGGGCCAUGCAAAUAUCAAUCAACUCAAUUCUAAUUCACAAUAUGGUGUCUGUCCUACCCCAUACAUUUGUGCCCAAUCCAAAAACCAACCCUUCGCCCCAAGCACCUAGAGACCCUUCGAGAUCCAACCUGGUAGAUCUUACAUAAUUGGACGGGUGCAGCUCCUUGGCUGUCCUCUUAGGGGUUUCAUCUGGCAAUGAAAGCAUAGGCUAAAAUUACCACAGUCAACAAACGGGUGACGUUUUCAUUAAUGCGGUCAUGUCUGGUGGAAUGACUGGAUGGCUGAGUGUGUUAAACACAAUAACAAUUUCAAGAUGGAUGCGUUUUCGUAGGCUAGGCCUACUGCACGAAUUUGCAGCGAACAAUCAAAACCACCACAAAUUGUUGUUGCUGUCUGGAUGAAUAAAAAAGGGCUUGGGGAAAGGCCUGUAGUUUCAGCCUGCACAGGGUUAACUCAGCUCGUUCUUUGCGUGUGUCAUGUUUAUCCUAAGCCCAAUCAUCAUAGCAUGUGAUGUCGACUAAAAGGAGAGUUUAAGUGUGGAGUGAUACAUACUCUCAGGCCUUUGUGUGAAAGCUGUCACGGAGCUGAUCGCGGAUGAACUCCUGUGGGGUGCGUCGACUUGGAAAGCAGAAGUGUAGAAGACACGGCCCUGGAAAUUCCCCAUGGUAGACGAGGCAGGGCACAUUUUCACUGAGUAAUUCUCUCCCAAGAAUAGGCUGGUCAAUGAAACUCAUACAAUUACCACAGACAGGCAUACUUUUGGCGUUCUCGGCCUUCUACACUACUUUCACAUCAGUUAGUUAGGUUGACAAUGGAGCUCUGGUCAAAAGUAGUGUACUAUGUAGGGAAUAGAGCCCUGGUCAAAAGUAGUACACUUUGUAGGGAAUAGUGUGUGAACAAUGUGUUCUGGAAAGCCUUGUUGUAGGUUAAACAAAACACUGUGGUGUCCAUUUCCUGCAUUUGGCUCUUUUGUCUGCUAGACUUCCCCUUUAGCUUUUGGGGUGAGUGUUUCUUGGUGUUGUUGUUUUCCACAUUGACUGUAUGAACCAAAUGUGAUGACAGCAUACAUGGGGUGCAGUAAAGAACAAAAUGCAUUGCAUUUGCAUUUUAACUGUGUAGUUGAAGUUCAUAGGCCUGUGGUUUGUGUUUGUUAUACAUCCCUUUAUCACCCAAUAGUUUUGUUUGUUCUUCUUCAAAAAACUAUGGUUACGGUGAAUGAUACCCAAGAAGAUACAUAUUUGAAAAGUGCUUUGUGGAAUGAAACAUCCUCCUGACAUGACUAUUCUUUGCAUAAAAGUUCCAUUAUUGCACAACAUUCGCAACCAAUAAGCACUGUGUGGCCGACUAACCAACCAAUAAGCACUGUGUGGCCGACUAACCAACCAAUAAGCAAUGUGUGGCCGACUAACCAACCAAUAAGCACUGUGUGGCCGACUAACCAACCAGUUGACAUUCAUGCAAUGUGCUACAUUUCCAGGUAGGUCUGGAUAUCAUUCUAAGAAUGCUCAAGCAGAUAAUUAUUUCCAUCAAAUUAUAUAUUGUUCUUAUCUCCUGAGGCUGCUUACUUUUAAACGUUUAAAGGAAAGUAACUGGACAUUUUGAACGAGAAACUAUUCUACUCUCCUCAGGCGGCUCACCUUUUAGUCGAAUGCAACGUUUAAGUGACAGCAACUCAACUGCUUUUGCUUGCUGUGGGGCCAAGGCCGGGUUACCACAAAAGCACUUUAUGACAACUUUAAUGAAAAUAGGUCUUUAUAAAUCAAUCUGAUUUAUUAUAGAAAUGUAAUGAGAAAAGUUGUUUUGUUUUUGUCGCCCUUCUAGAGUCCUGCAUUUAGCCAUCAUCCAUGAAGAUGAACACUUUGCCCACCAAUUGAUACAGCUGUUCCCCAAACAUGUCUUGGACAUCCAGAACAACUUGUACCAGGUACAGUAAACAAAGCAACACUCCUCUCUUUACACCCUUAACACUGGUUGUACUGGUGUACUGAAACUGACUUAACCUUCAUGACACUUCCUCUUGACGAUUGCAAUUGCCAAUGUUUAUGACGACAGAGGAGGUGGUAAUGUUAUUUCUGCAUCGUGUAAUUCAAGAGAAAUGAUCUUCCCCUUUCUCCAGUAGUGCAUCCUCUCACAGGAACGCUUCGGUGGCGGUGGGUGGAUCCAGGGUAAUUUCAUAAGAGAUUUUAAAUUAAAUUGGAAACUCCCCUGCUUUCCCGCCUUUAAAAAACGAAUACGAGUGGAGGAAUCUUAUCUGGAAUGUUCUCUGUCUCAUAGAUAAAAUCAUGUAAACUGGACAGGGUGGGGGGGGGGGGGGGGGGGGGACUGGAGAAAUCCUGAUGGGUCAGAGAGGAAAGCAGAGAGAGCUGAAAUGACAAAGUCAGCGUUUUACACCGUGACUCACACACACAUAGUUCUUUCUCUGUUCUGUUAGAGUUUUACCAAAAGCCACGUAAGCAAUGGAAGCCCUACUGAUUAUAUUAGUCAUUAUAUUCCCCCCUACACGGUUCAAUCAGCAGUUCCGCAUUGAGAUGCCUUAGGCCUACAUAUUUGUAUUUUAGUUACUUACCAAUGCAUUGUUGCUCAUCCCCUCACUUGGUAUAGCCUUCUAUGGCAUUAAAGAGUUGAACUAUUCUAUACUAAAGAUGAGUCAUACACUGAGGUUACAAAAUAUUAGGAACACUUGCUCUUUCAAUGACAUAGACUGACCAGGUGAAUCUAGGUGAAAACUAUGAUCCCUUAUUGAUGUCACCUGUUAUAUCCACUUCAAUCAGUGUAGAUGAAGGGGAGGAGACAGGUUAAAUAAGGAUUUUUAAGACAAUUGAGACAUGGAUUGUGUAUGAGGGCCAUUCAGAGGGUGAAUAGCAAAACAAAAUAUUUAAGUGCCUUUGAAUGAGGUAUGGCAGUAGGUGCCAGGCGCACCGGUUCGAGUGUGUCAAGAACUGCAACGCUGCUGUUUUUUUCACGCUCAACAGUUUCCCGUGUGUAUCAAGAAUGGUCCACCACCCAAAGGACAUCCAGCCAACUUGACACAACUGUGGGAAGCAUUGGAGACAACAUGCGCCAGCAUUCCUGUGGAACGCUUUUGAGUCCAUGCCCGACAAAUUGAGGCUGUUCUGAGGGCAAAAAGGGGUGUAGCGCAAUAUUAGAAAGGUUUUCCUAAUGUUUUGUACACUCAGUGUCGAUACUAGCUACUGUAAUUAAAAUCAACUCCUAGAUCAGCUCUUAGCAACCCUGAUUGUACUAAAUUCACUUUAAAAGAGGGCCCAUUCUGAUUCCCAAGUCAGAUAUCACACCAACCUCCCAUACUAACCCUUUGUUGGUUGUUUGUUCGGAUUGGUACAUGGUUCCAUAGAAAUAUAAUUAUUAGAAAGGGGAUCCCCAUCCAAGUCAAUGUUCUGUGAUGGGUGGACUGGCGGCCAUAUUGAGUGUACCCCAUAGUAGUAAUUCUAUUUUUAUGCGUGGUCCUUAGACGCCGCUACACCUUGCCACCUACCUGAACCUGUCUUCGGUGGUGCGGGGCCUUGUGGAGAACGGGGCCAGCCUGGAGCUGCAGGACCAGGAGGGCAACACGCCGCUCCACGUGGCCUGCGAACAGGGCCGGGCUACAUGCGCCACCGAGAUGACCCAGGAUGUCUCCCACAGCAUGCUGGGCUCUGUGCUGGAGACCCAGAACUGGAGAGGUGAGAGAGCAGGGCUCAUAUUUAUUCGGCACCAAAUGGGGAAAAAACGGACUGAAACAGGGAGGGACUACCUGGACUUGCCGUAUAAGAAACACUCAUUUUCUUUUUCCUUUGCAAAAUGUUUUUCAAUGUAUGCAUUAAUGAAUACAACCCCGGGCCACCUACUGUAGGCAAACAUGAAAUGUUACAGAUAGAAAUGUCAUAAAUAGAGCUGAAACGAUGCCUUAUUCUACAUGUCAGGGUGGCAUGUGUGUUCUAGUUAAUGUAAAGUGCCUUCAGAAAGUAUUCAUACCCCUUGACUUAUUCCACAUUUUGUUGUGUUACAGCCUGAAUUCAAAAUGUAUUAAAUAGAUUUUCUAGCAAUAAUUUUUGCACAUUUAUUGAAAAUGAAAUACAGAAAUAUCAAAUAACUUAAAUAUCCACACCCCUGAGUCAAUACAUGUUAGAAUCACGUUUGGCAGCGAUUACAGCUGUGAGUCUGUCUGGGUAAGGCUCUUAAGAGCUUUGCACACCUGGAUUGUAUAAUAUUUCCCAUUAUUCUUUUCAAAAUGUAUCAUUGCUAGACAACCAUUUUCAAGUCUUGCCAUAGAUUUUCAGGCAGAUUUAAGUAAAAAUGUUAACUCGGCCACUCAGGAACUUUCACUGUCUUCUUGGUAAGCAAUUCCAGUGUAGAUUUGGCCUUGUGUUUUAGGUUAUUGUCCUACUGAAAAGUGAAUUCAUCUCCCAGUGACUAAACCAGGUUUUCCUCUAGGAUUUUUCCUGUGCUUAGCUCCAUUCCGUUUCUAUUUUAUCUUGAAAAACUCCCUUAACGAUUACAAGCAUACCAAUAACAUGAUGCAGCCACCACUAUGCUUGAAAAUAUAGAGUGGUACUCAGUAAUGUGUUGUAUUGGAUUUGCCCCAAACAUAACACUUUGUAUUCAGGACAAAAUAAUUGCUUUGCCACAUUUUUUGCAGUAUUACUUUAGUGCUUUGUUGUAAACAGGAUUCAUGUUUUCUAAUAUAUUUAUUCUGUACAAGCUUCCGUCUUUUCACUCUGUCAUUUAGGUUAGUAUUGUGGAGUAACUACAAUGUUGUUGAUCCAUCCUCAGUUUUCUCCUAUCACAGCCAUUAAACUAUGUAAGUCACCAUUGGCCUCAUGGUGAAAUCCCUGAGCGGUUUCCUUCCUCUCCGGCAACUGUGUUAGGAAGGACGCCUGUAUCUUUGUAGUGACUGGGUGUAUUGAGAUACCAUCCAAAGGGUAAUUAAUAACUUCACCAUGCUCAAAGGGAUAUUCAAUGUCUGCUGUUUUAUUUUUACCCAUCUACCAAUAGGUGCCCUUCUUUGCAAAGCAUUGGAAACCUCCCUGGUCUUUGUGGUUGAAUCUGUGUUUGAAAUUCACUGUAGGACCUAACAGAUAAUUGUAUGUGUGGGUUACAAAGAUGAGGUAGUCAUUCAAAAGUCAUGUUAAACACUAUUAUUGCACACAGAGUGAGUCCAUGCAACUUGUUAUGUGACUUGUUAAGCACAUAUUUACUCCUGAAUUUAUUUAGGCUUGCCAUAACAAAGGGGUUGAAUACUUAUUGACUCAAGACAUUUCAGCUUUUCAUUUUUUAUUCAUUUGUAAACAUUUCAAAAAACAUAAUUCCAUUUUGACAUUAUGGGGUAUUGUGUGUGUAGGCCAGUGACAAAAAAAAUCUCAAUUUAAUCAAUUUUAAAUUCAGGCUGUAACACAACAACAUUUGGAAAAAGUCAAGGGGUGUGAAUACUUUCCGAAGGCACUGUACAUCUACUUGAUUGUUCCAUAACGUUUCCAUAACGUUUGCCUACUGAACAGGGCCCAGGAUGAUCAGCUGUUGCCACCUUGCACACUGUGUCAUUUGGAAGUCGCUCUGGAUAAGAGCGUCUGCUAAAUGACGUAAAUGUAAAUGUGUGCGAGGCUAUAACGAUACCAUGAUGUGAUGUCUCUCUUUAUUUAGUGCCACUUCCUGUUGAUGUGUUGGCGUCUACAGUAUGUCGGCGUCUGUGCGAGGUUGCUCUUGCCUCGCGUGUUGUGUUUUAUUGCUCUGUGCGAAACAAGACUGUGGUCUAAACUAUUUUUUGUUGCUGUUGAGCUGGUAUUCGAUGUUCCCGGCUUAGUAGAUUUUGGAGAUGGAAAUCAUGAUUAUGGUUGUAAUCAAUUUUAUAUUUUGUUGGAUAUGUAGCUUAUGUAUGUUAUUGUGUGUCACCUGGCAUGACGUUACUUAUGCUUGUUUGAUACUAGCUAUAACAUGUGGUCAAAUUAAUCUCUCAUUCAGGAAGGUGAUUUUUGAAAGGUGAUACAAAAAAAAAAGUAUUUGUUUUUAGGUCUCACCUGUCUCCACUUAGCCACUGUGAACAGACAGCAUUGUCUGAUGAAGCUACUGAUGAAGAAAGGGACAGACCUCAACAUCCAGGUUAGUCCAGGGACUCCCCCGGGUGUACUCCCUUACAAUAACCUUGUAUUACUCAAGUACUGCAUUACAUUGUGCUGUAAUACUGAAGUUAGUACUUCAUAACGUUGUGUCUUUGCUAAAUCCUCUUCAUUUGUAAAAGGGCAGAUAUACAUUUACCUCGACUUAGAUGAUGAAACUACACUUUUGAGGACUGUCUUGAAAUAAAUGAAUCGUGUCAUGAUAUGAGCUAAUGUGAUAUAUUAAUGAACACAUGGUAUUUAAAAAACAAACAUAUUUAGAGGUACAGACUGAUAGUGAUACGGCCUGAGCUCAGUGGGUUCUGAUGGAUUUAUGUAAUUAGAGUUGGGUCGUGAUGAGGCUGGCUGGGAACUAGGGGUUUUUCUGGAGAUGCUUGACGUGUCAGAGAAUAGGCCCAGACCAGCAUUCCUUACUAAGAUUGUUUGGUGCUUUGCUCCCCCUGGUGGCCUUACCCUCACCCUAUCCUUUUUUUAAGGGAAAUUGGAUUUACUGAUUCCCUCACCCUUGCCUGUCUUCACUCUGUCCCCCAGGAAGGUACAAGUGGUAAGACAGCUCUCCAUCUGGCUGUGGAGCUCCAUGACAUCUUCUCUGUGACUCUGCUGCUGAACAUGGGAGCCGACAUGGACACGGCGAUGUUUAACGGCUGCACGCCACUUCACCUAGCGGUAGGCCGGCAGGACGCAGCCAUCGCCAACCUGCUCUGC
Molecule: messenger RNA, 7961 nt
Organism: Coregonus sp. 'balchen'
Lineage: Eukaryota; Metazoa; Chordata; Actinopteri; Salmoniformes; Salmonidae
Source: the annotation of a GenBank genome assembly